UGACAAUCGAGGAGGCGAAGGGUGAGGCAGGCCAGGCGUGUUGGCUGGUCCUGCUGGCUCGGAUGUAGGCAGUCCAGCAGGCUUCACACACCACCACUACCACUACCCUCACCUACCACCUGACACCACCCGCAAUGAGAACCAGCAUAGUUAAUCUCCCGCUGUUUGUGAUCUGGUGUUUGUAACAUCAUUCAUUACCUGUCAUUCAGUGUGAGCCUUGGGCCACACAUCACCUCUCGAUCAAUGCCUUGACAACUACUGUAGUGUAUCUCUGGGAAAGUUUUAUAAGGCCGCAGAUAUUUCGAACCUGAUGCAUCAUGUGUGAAUGAAGAACUAAACCAUAAUGAAAGGUGCUGGAGGCAUGGCUGACCCAAUGUUCGUAGCACAACGCAGCAACAACCAGCUGUCUCUCAACAUCAGUGACGUUAUUGACAUCAUUGGGCAGGAUGCUCCAGAGUGUGCUGCCUCUGACAUGUCAGUGUACGGUGGUCUGCAGAUGGGAGGUGGUGGAGCUGGGACAGCCAGUGAAGCAAACUUUUCUGCCAUCACAAGUCUUUCCAGGACAGAUCCUGACCUGGAAAGUAAAAGGAAAGCUUAUGUACGACUCAUAGAGCAGCCCCAGCCUAAAGCCUUGCGCUUCAGGUAUAUCUGUGAAGGCCGCUCAGCGGGGUCCAUCCCAGGAGUCAACAGUACCGCAGAGAAUAAGACCUACCCAGCCAUUCAGGUGAUGGGGUACAAAGGUCCUGCUGUGGUAGUGGUGUCAUGUGUGACCGUCGAUCCCCCGUACCGUCCUCAUCCCCACAACCUGGUGGGGAAGGAGGGCUGCAAGAAGGGUGUUUGCACGAUGACUAUCAACAACGACUCAAUGCAGUGUGUGUUCAGUAACCUUGGCAUUCAGUGUGUCAAAAAGCGGGAUGUGGAGGAUGCACUCAAACUGAGGGAAGAAAUCAGAGUUGAUCCUUUCCAGACUGGUUUCAGUCACAGAAGUCAACCUCAGAGCAUAGAUCUCAAUGCCCUGCGACUUUGCUUUCAAGUGUUCCUUGAAGGUCCAGAGAAGGGAAAGUUCACGUUUCCUCUGAAGCCUGUUGUGUCCCAUGCUAUAUAUGACAAAAAAGCCACCUCUGAUCUUAUCAUCUGCAAACUGAGUGACUGCACCAGUAGUGUGGCAGGAGGGAAGGAGAUUAUAUUACUCUGUGAUAAGGUCACUAAAGAGGACAUCCAUGUGCGCUUCUAUGAGGUGAAGGACGGCAUGAUUGAGUGGGAAGGCUUUGGUGACUUCCAGGCCUCCGAUGUUCACAAACAAGUGGCCAUUUCCUUCAAGACUCCACGAUACAAAUCGCUUGAGGUGGAGAACCCUGUGAAGGUGUACGUGCAGCUGUUGCGACCCUCGGACAAGAGCACCAGUGAGCCUCGCCCCUUCCAGUACCUGCCCCUCGACUCAGAUCCUCAGUACCUCAAAAGGAAAAUGGCAAAGUACGGCAAUGCUUCAAACACUGACAAGAUUGGCAGGUUUAUAGCAGAAAACAUGGCUGGAGCAGCAGCGGCGGCGGCGGGAGUGUAUGCAGAGAGAACCAUGGUGCCCAUCAGCCAGGCAUCGGGAGCUGUGCCUCGACCCAUAAGAGUUGCUUCACGCACCUCCAGAUUGUCGGACAAGAUAAAGAUGGAACCUCCUGACAUGGUGGGAUCACCAGUUUCCCCUGGAAGCCAAGGGUCUCCAGCUCCACCUGGUGCUCUUCACCUGGUGAAGGCUCCCGUCUCACCCCAACACCACUACACUGGAGGAACUAUGCAUACUGUGUCCCCUCAGGGUCCCAGCCCUGUAGGCCAGCCUGUGUAUUACACUCAGCCAUCUACCACGCAUGGAGGCAGCCUGGGGGUUGCCCUAGGAUCCACUCCAUCCACAGUGGCACCCCGGGUUCCUUCCCCCCACCAGUACUACAUGAGUCCCGGUGCUCCGUCACCCUAUCCACCAGAGGUCCCAAUGGGUGCAGUGGCUGUGUCAAGUGGCUACACUCCAAUGAUGGUGCCACACUCCAAUCCAGCCAUGUCGCAGCUCCUUGACCUGGACUCGCGGAGAUGUAUUGAGCAGAACUCCCUUGAUUUGGAUAACAUCAAUUCUGCAGAACUGCGAUCCCUCUUGCCGAAUGAAGACUUCAAUGCGUCCAUGGUUGAUGCACACUUGUCUGAGAAUCUCUCGUCCAACCUCAACAUAAUAGACCCUCCUCACUCCAUUAAUAAGCUCAACAGCAAGGGUAACAUUAGUGCAUCUUCAUCCUACAUGCCCAACAUUCCCCAAAAAAAUGAGUUUCAGGGUGGCUCAGAUAGCUUGAAUAACUUAAAAAGUGAGAUUGAACUCUUGAAUCAACUGUCCUCGGUACAAUGACAUCUUGGAAAGUUGCAAAAGUGUGUUGAGUGCAAAUAAAUGAUGCAGAAAUAUUUAAUUCUAUACUAUAUUGGAAAUUUUUCUUUCCAUGUAUACAAAUUUGUGUGAUAAGUCACACGUAGCAGUACCUGCGUCUUAGAUGAGUGACAAGAAAGUAACAAACUAUUAAUUUGACAGGUCAUAAUGUGCUGAAACAAAGACAACCAGCCUAUCUUUAGAAUGGGUGGUAAAUAAGGUACUGUACCUAUGUAUUUAUUAAUAAUACUACUUAAAAAAAAAACUUGUGUAAGAGUGGAUGGCAGGAUGUGCAAAUACAAUGAUAGAAUAACUUUCCUUGCCUAGAUUACUCAGUGAUGUCAUGGCAAAUAUUAAUAGCUUGUACUGUACAUACAUAAUCCUGGCAGGAUCAUGUAAUACUGUUCCUGACAGUACCUGAUAUUAGAGACUGGCACUAGUCUGACUCCAGACCCAAUACAGCAUGCUUAAUUUAGUAGUGAAUUACUAUAUUGUCACUGACUGUAACCUGCAUCAGGUGUCAUUUCUCAUGCAGUUUUACAGAAGCUACCUUUUCUAUUUCAGUCUUGCAUAUUAAUUUUGUACAGCUUGUUAUUCAUACAAGUCCAGUUUCUUCAACAUUGCAUCUGGUUACUCUUUUGUUAAGUUUUCUUUGGAUAUAUGAAAGUGUUUAUAUUUUAUGAAGAUGUUUAAAUAUAAAGUGAUAUAUAAUCUUAAAGUUCAUGAAGAUGCAUGCUAAUUUUGGCAGAGCUUAUCUUUAAAGUUUACUUUACUUCUGUGAUGAGAUAUGGUAGAAUAUGUGCAUUUUAUAUAUAUAUAUAUAUAUAUAUAUAUAUAUAUAUAUAUAUAUAUAUAUAUAUAUAUAUAUAUAUAUAUAUAUAUAUAUAUAUAUAUAACUCUUAUUAUUUUUAUAUUUUUUUAAUUAUCUAACUGUUUAAGUUUGACAAUACAUUUAAAAGUUAAACUACCAAAUAAAAUGUAUAUGGCCACAUCACUACUUCAAUGUUUAGUGUAUUGAAGAAAAAAAUAUAACUGACAAAUAAUUCUCUCUCUCUCUCUCUCUCUCUCUCUCUCUCUCUCUCUCUCUCUCUCUCUCUCUCUCUCUCUCUCUCUCUCUCUC
This is a messenger RNA of Portunus trituberculatus (swimming crab), 3518 nucleotides long. Its product is annotated as transcription factor p65-like. Gene Ontology annotation, cellular component: nucleus; cytoplasm. NCBI's taxonomy places the organism in Eukaryota, Metazoa, Arthropoda, Malacostraca, Decapoda, Portunidae. The record is from RefSeq and is a predicted model, not a curated record. Gene Ontology annotation, biological process: cellular response to stress; inflammatory response; innate immune response. Gene Ontology annotation, molecular function: DNA binding; DNA-binding transcription factor activity. The transcript is spliced from 13 exons. Bases 344 to 2383 code for a protein of 679 amino acids.